CCGCCGCCGCCGCCGCCGCCGCCGCCGCCGCCAGGGAAUAAUCUGGGCGGCAGCGGGCGGCCCCCGCUAGCGGCCACGAGCCACUUCUGCGGGUGCCGGGAGGAGCUGCGGCUGCCGGUCUCGAGUCGUCCCCCUCUCCGCCCCCCAGGAGGGGCGUGAGGAGCCGCGGCUGCUGUCAGGAAAUUUUAUAGGAUAGCUGAGUGGGACAUAUAUACUCUUCACCCAUGAAGGCCUACCUUUCUGAACCUUAGAAUGCAGUUAAGAUAGAGCAAAGGAAAAAUACACUUUCGGGAAAUGGCCUCUAAAUCUUGGGUGAAUUUUUUAACCUUCCUUUGUGGAUCAGCAAUUGGAUUUGUUUUAUGUUCUCAGCUAUUUAGUAUUUUGUUGGGAGAACAGAGUGAUGCCCAGCCCAAUAUUCUUCAUAAUGAUCCUCAUGCUAGGCAUUCAGAUGAUAAUGGACAGAAUCAUCUAGAAGGACAGAUGAACUUCAAUGCAGAUUCUAGCCAACAUAAAGAUGAGAACACAGACAUCGCUGAAAACCUCUAUCAGAAGGUUAAAAUUCUUUGCUGGGUUAUGACAGGGCCUCAAAAUCUAGAGAAAAAGGCCAAACACGUCAAAGCUACAUGGGCCCAGCGUUGUAAUAAAGUGUUAUUUAUGAGUUCCGAAGAAAAUAAAGACUUCCCUGCUGUGGGAUUAAAAACCAGAGAAGGCAGAGACCAACUGUACUGGAAAACAAUUAAAGCUUUUCAGUAUGUUCAUGAUCAUUAUUUAGAAGAUGCUGAUUGGUUUAUGAAAGCAGAUGACGAUACGUAUGUUAUACUAGAUAAUUUAAGAUGGCUUCUCUCAAAAUACAACCCUGAAGAACCCAUUUACUUUGGGAGAAGAUUUAAGCCCUAUGUAAGACAGGGCUACAUGAGUGGAGGAGCAGGAUAUGUACUGAGCAAAGAAGCCUUGAGGAGAUUUGUUGAUGCAUUUAAAACAGACAAAUGUACACACAGUUCCUCCAUUGAAGACUUAGCUUUGGGGAGAUGCAUGGAAAUUAUAAAUGUAGAAGCAGGAGACUCCAGAGAUACCACUGGAAAAGAAACUUUUCAUCCUUUUGUACCAGAACACCACUUAAUCAAGGGUUAUCUACCUAGAACCUUUUGGUACUGGAAUUAUAACUAUUAUCCUCCUGUAGAGGGUCCUGGUUGCUGUUCUGAUCUCGCAGUUUCAUUUCACUAUGUUGAUCCUACAACUAUGUAUGAGUUAGAAUACCUCGUUUAUCAUCUUCGUCCAUAUGGUUAUUUAUACAGAUAUCAACCUGCCUUACCUGAGAAUAUACUAAAAGAAAAAAGUCGAGCGUACAAAAAUGAAGAUCCAAAAGUACAGUGAGAACCCUUGAAAGAAAAACAUAAAUGAAGAGGUAAAAUGUCUAACAUUGCACUGAAGAACUUCUACAUUUCUGAUACAGAACACUGGAAUCCCAGUGAGGAAUUCUUCCUAAGUGAACAUUCCAUAUUAGAGAAAUCUUUCAUAUGAAUGACUGUAAACUGAAGCUUUAAGUGAGCUGUGAAGUCUGUUAAAAUGUGUUUUGAUACAUAUAUAUAUAUGUGUGUGUGUGUAAAUAUAUAUAUAUGUGUGUAUAUAUAUAUAUGUAUGUGUAUAUAUAUAUAUAUAUAUAUAUAUAUAUAUAUAUAUAUAUGAAAAACUUGUGUUUUUAAAAUGGUGGCCAGGCAGAGGAACUAGAAAUGAGAUUUUUGUUUUCUAUUCUUGACCACAUGUAUUAUUUUCACAGAGAAACUAGAACAUUUAAAUUUUCUAAAACUACACUGCACAUAUUAGUAACACAUGAUGCUAAAUAGAUCUGCCUUAAAGAAAAUUUUAGAAAUAUUGUUGCGUAAUAUUAUUUAUAAACUCAAGAUAUGAGUUUAUAUUUGCAGUAUGAUAUAAAUGAACCAAACCCACACCCCCACACACUCACACAUGCAGUUUUUGUCUAAUGAAAAUUUUCCUGUGACUAUAGUUGGCAAUAUUUCUUCCGGGCAAGGUUAAAGUAAGAAUGGCACUUGUCCUAAAGUGCAUUAAUAAAGCCACAUUUUGAAAUUAUAUGGGCCUUGACUGUAUUAUAUAUAUUCUUGGUUCUAAUUAGUAGUUAAUGUUUUACUGAGUCCCCGUUGUCUCUUUUCUAAAUAUGUUUAUUCUUGAAUAUGAUUUUAAUUAUUAAUAUUUAUGUACUCAAAACAUUAAUAGCAUUCUAUAAACACAUUUUAAAAUAUUUUGUUCCCAAAUUUACCCAUUGUUAAUUGUGGGUAACUAAUAAAUAGUAAAUUUAAUGCUAUUUGGGGAUGCUUUUCUUAGAUCAGAAGCACUCUCAGGAAUUACUAAGUGACAUUUUAAAUGGAAUAUGUAAAACUCUUUUCAACUACAUAAUUAUAGUUCCUUUUGUUAUCAUUUUGUUGAGAGUUGAGAAUUAUGUUUGUGCCUUUCAUAACUUGUUUAAAGCAAGGUUAAGACAUUCAUUUUUAGGCUCUGAGGUGGCUAUUAGUUGCAUUGGCAAAAUAAUUUGAAUAUACGAGUUUGAUCAGAGGUCAUUAAAAACAUUAGAAAUACAGAGUGCUUAAACAAACUGAAAUAUGCCAGAUGUUAAAAGACCAAAUACUUAAUUCAUGAACAACAGCCUGAAUUUUGAUGCUGACUUACUAUUUGGGGGUUUGUUUAUUGAUUGGUUUUUGGUUUUGCCAAUGGAUAAUUCUAACGGAGCAGAAUACCAUUCAACACUGUCAUCAAAAAUAUAUUCAUAAAUAUUUCAUUCUAAUUUUAGUGACCUUCUAUUUAAAGGAUUUCUGGAAGGAAAGAAUAUUUUGCAGACUUUCUAUAAGAUUAUCUUAAAUGUAACAAAUGAUUUACAUUUUUUAUGUUUAUCAUCAUGCUAAUUUUACAUGGCUUUCAUGCCCUUGAAUCUGCUGCUUAGCUAAAGAGUUUAUAUUUAUUGUGCCAAAACAUGUCAAAAAUCAUCUCUUUGGAUGGUGUAUUGAAAAGAUGUUCAUCUUGGUGACAAUUAGUGGUAAUUAUGGAUUAUUCUGUUCACACAGUGAAAAGUCACACCUGUUUUUACCUUAAAUUGUCUUUUUUUUUUUUUUUUCAUAGCACUAUCAUCUGCCAGAAUUUCAAGGCAUUCAUUCUGUUCUUUAAACAACUCUUCACCUUGGUGUCAAUAUGAAGUUAUUUGCAGUCCAUAUAUGCUACUUUCUAAAAACCUGAAAAUUUACUCAUAGGAAAUUAACAUGGUGAUGAAUCCUGGGAUCUGGAGUCAGAUUGCCUGGGUUUAAAUUCUUGAUCUGUCACUUAUUAGUUUUGUAACCUUAAGCAAUUUUAAUCUCUCUGUGCCUCAAUUUUCUCUAUUAAGUUAAGGACAGUAAUACUACCUACCUCACAGGAUUUUAACAAGAAUUAAAUGAGUGAAUAUAUGUACAACUUUUCGAACACUUGUCUGGCCCAGCCUAUGGAGCAAUAAGUAUAAGGUUUUAUUAUUCUGUUACCUUAGAGUAUAAAUAUUUGUUCUAAAUGAAUGAAAAAUCUGCUUUAAUCAAAUUAGAUAUUGGAGGAAGUAUUUCAUACAAUUCUUAAGUAAUAGCUAGUUUUUAUCUAAUGCCUACUCUAUGCCAUCUAGUGUGCUUAGAUAUUCUGUGUGCAUUAGUGUUAAUCUUCACAAAUUGGGUGUUCUUUCUGUAUUGUAGAUGAGAAAACUGAGGCUCAGAGAAUUAAAGUAACUUUUCCACUGUCACAGAGCUAGUAAUCACAGAGCCAGGAUUUAUGCUCAAAGACUGUGUGUUCUUUAUACCAUAUCACCUUUGAGGUUAAUCAUUUAGUACUAUUUCCAGUUUUACUUACUAACAUGUGUGAUCUGAUACAUCAGCCAGUAAUAGUCAUAUUAACCAGGCAAAUUGUCGUAGUGGCUCUCAAAUUGUGGUUCUUCUUUUCUUGCCUGGGAGCUUGUUAAAAUGCAUAUUUCAAGACCCCAGUCCCAGAAAUUCUGAUUCUAGCAUGAGAACCGUUAGUAUGCAUUCUUACCAGAUUCCCUUGCUCACUGGUUUUCAAAGUGUUGUCCCCAACUAGCAGUAUUUGCCUCAUCUGGGAACUUGGAAAUGCAUCCUUUCCUGGGCCCCCACCUCUGACCUCCUGAGGUGGAGGCUAGCUGUAGUGUUUAAAUAAGCCCUCCUGGUGAGUCCUAUUCAUUCUAGUUUGGGAACCAAGGCCUGGGUGAUUCUGAUGCAAAUGAUCCUUGGGAUGUGCUGAAGAUUUAUUGCCCCUUAAGUAGGAUAUCUUUCAAAGAUUUAAAUAAAGCAAGUUUUAAAUCUGUGUUUUCCAAGAUCAUACCAUAUUAAAUGUCAGAGAUUUUAAAGAUAACCUGAAGGGUCCGUGGAUCAUUCAGUUUUUGACAAAAUUCUUUGGCUUCUUCAGGUUCCACUAAUGUCAGGGCCCACAGUAACUAACAUAUUUAAUUCUCCAAGCUUAGUAAUUUCACAAUUGGGGUGGGAAGAGUUUAUUAAGAACUAGUAAGUACAUACUAAUUCAUUAAAAGCAUAGCUAAAUGAGAGUCCUCACUAGUUAGUAAAAAAAAAUUCUGAUUGUUAAUAAAAAAUUUUAAAUGGAGGUAGCAGAAUAUUACUUUAUAAUAUAUAGAAUGUUUUUCUGCAAAUUAAUAAUAUCAAACUUUGAUCACUGUCAAGAAUCAGUUGACCCUCCAUAUGACCUCAUACAGCAAAAAAUUUUCCCAAGUAUUCAGCAGAGCACAUAAAACCGGAUUUCAUGGUGAUAACUUACUGUAUUUUAAAUUGAGAUCUUUGUCAUUUGGAUAAAUGGUUUUAGUGUUGUUUCAAAAUAUAAGGCUUUUGCUAUGUUUAUGUUUCCCAGGAACAGUAUACUGUAUUUCAAGUGGGAAGUUCAUAGGUGAUACAAAGCAGAUUUUUGUCUCAGAGUUCAAUUAUUUGUUUUCAAAUAUCUUAAAUUUCAGAGGAAUUUUUGUUACUGUAAGAAGACUCAAAAUAAAUUACUGGCCAGUUUUUGGUAUUUUUUGAAAUACGGUAAUUGCAUUUGAGCAUUAAAUUUGUUAACGGGUUAUUUUCAUAAUUGUUUGAGUAUUAAUUUUUCAUUUCCUUGAGCCUAUCAAAAAUACUAUCAAUGAUAGUAUUUUCAGAUUGAGACUUGAAAAACUGUCUCACUUUAUGAUUAGAUCAAGUCUAUCCUUUUGUUCUUCAUUUAAAUUUUCAGUUCAUUAGAGUAUUCUGUCUUUGACAAUUCCUUCUUCUUUGUAUUUGUUGCCCUUUAUUUUCUUUACAACUAAUUUCCAUUUUCUAACUAUUCUUAAUGCUGCCUUUGCACGGUUAAUUUGGCUGUGAUUAGUGAUUAGAAUUUGUAUCACUUACUAAUAAUUUUAUACCUAUUAACUUUAGAUUUCCCUAGGAGAUUGGAAGUAAAAAAAUCUAAGAAUAAUGCCUGCUGGCUCUCAGGAUACUUGCCCUACUUAAAUGUCUACAGUUUUAAACUAAUUCUAGAUACACAAUUAUUAAAUGAAGUAAAGUUAUUUGGAUUUCAUUUCCUCUACCCCUUUUUCUCAAAAACAAACCAAAAAAACCUCAUUUGCCUCAUUUCUCUAUUGUAGGCCUGACAGAAACGCUCUUAUGCAAGCUGGGGGACAACCUAUGGUUUAUUUUAUACUAAAUGUAAUCUCUGUUAAUUUAAAAAUACAACUUAUGUUUAUAUAUCGGAGUUGAAAUAGAAGUUUUAAUACAGAUUUGAGUAAAAAACUUUACAAAUUCUCUCCAGAGAAAUCGACUCUAAAACUGGCUCCAGAAGUGAAUAGUGCUCUAUUUCAACUCCUUUUACCUUUUUAGCUCUCUAGUUUUUAGUUUAUAUCAGUUCAGUUUAAAUAAUUUUGCAGGGCCCUACAAAUUAAUAAUCCAUAUGAAGUAUAUAUUAGAGGGAAACUAAUCUUACUGCUAAGCAGUGUGUUAUAUUACACAGUAAAUAUUUGUGUUUUGGAAUUUAAAAAUUAUGUAAGGUAAUAGUAUGAAUGAUUUAAAAAUGUGUGGUGACUUGAUUAUUUUAAGUGAUCCACCAAUAAGUCAGGAAAAAAUGUAUUUUUAAAUGUUUCUUAAAGUGCCUUUUGAACAUUUUUAAACAAUGGAUUUAAACAACCACAUAAAAUAAAUUACCAUGUUUAAA
Canis lupus familiaris (dog) is the source of this 6207-nucleotide messenger RNA. RefSeq names its product core 1 synthase, glycoprotein-N-acetylgalactosamine 3-beta-galactosyltransferase 1 (gene C1GALT1). The record is from RefSeq and is a predicted model, not a curated record. Gene Ontology annotation, cellular component: membrane. Gene Ontology annotation, molecular function: N-acetylgalactosaminide beta-1,3-galactosyltransferase activity. Bases 295 to 1374 code for a protein of 359 amino acids. The transcript has 5 exons. Lineage: Eukaryota; Metazoa; Chordata; Mammalia; Carnivora; Canidae.